UUAUCUGUGGCCUGCAGCGCCAGCAGCAAACCACACUAAAACAUCAUUUAACGCUCAGUUUAUUGGAACAUUUUCAUCUGUUCGGUUUGUUUUCAGUGCUUCGCUUUUCUCUGCUAUUGCAUGUGUAGUGUCUGUAAUUUCCCCCUCCGAAGCCAUGUUGGGGGGGCGUUUUUUGCAGGAUUUUCCCUCUGCUAAAUUUUUCCCCUUUGCAGCAUCGGUAGCACAGAGCCAGCCUCCAACCCGACUGCGCCGUUCUGUCACUGCCUAGCUGGUUUUCUUCUUCUUCUAAGGUUAGGAGGGAAAAUAUUAUUAAAGGCAAGGCCGAAACUCAACCCAGCGCCUUCCUCGAGCAAGCGUCUCGCGCUCGGCUGAUUCACGUCUCAAACGGCGCAAACAGAGUAAAAUGUCAGCCAGAGGAGGAAAGAAGAAGGUCACCAAGCUGUCCCGAUCAUCCCGGGCAGGUGUCAUUUUCCCGGUGGGGAGGAUGAUGAGGUACCUGCGUACCGGCACGCACAAAUACCGCAUCGGCAUGGGGGCACCGGUCUACAUGGCAGCUGUCAUCGAGUACCUGGCAGCUGAGAUUUUGGAGCUGGCAGGAAAUGCAGCCCGAGAUAACAAGAAGGGUCGAAUAACGCCGCGACACAUCAAGCUGGCUGUGGCCAACGAUGAGGAGCUCAACCAGCUUCUGAGGGGAGUAACCAUAUCCAACGGGGGGGUUCUGCCUCGGAUCCACCCGGAGCUGCUCUCUAAGAAGAGAGGAAGCCGGGUGAAGACGGACAGCCAGACGUCCGCCCCUGAAAAACAGGAGGAGCGCUCAAAAAGCAAGAAGCCCGUCAAAGCCAUCAAGAAGGUCAAAGGCAAGCGAGGCCGCCGGCCUAAGGGCGCUGACAACGACAGAGACUCAGUAGCAACGUCUGCCAUGGAGGACGGGCCUGGAGACGGAUUCACCAUCCUGUCAGCCAAGAGCUUAUUCCUCGGACAAAAGCUGUCACUAACAGAGAGUGAAAUCAGCAAGAUCGGCUCCAUCAAGGUGGAGGCCAUAAUCAACCCAACCAACGCAGAGAUGGACCUCAAAGACGGAGUGGGAGGCGCGCUGGAAAAAGCUGGAGGCAGAGAAUUCCUGGAGGGAGUGAAGGAGCUGAGGAAAGCACAGGGCCCCCUGGAGGUGGCAUCAGUGGCGGUGAGCCAGGCCAGCGGGAUGGCGGCCCGCUUCGUCAUCCACUGCAACGUCCCUCAGUGGGGCUCAGAAAAGUGCGAGGAUCAGCUGGAGAAGUCGGUGAAGAACUGCCUCACAGCAGCUGAGGAGAAGAAGCUGAAGUCUGUGGCUUUCCCUUCACUCCCAGCUGGACGGAACGGAUUCCCCAAGCAGACGGCAGCUCAGCUCAUCCUCAAGGCCAUCUCCAACCACUUUGUGUCCUCCAGCAGCUCGUCUCUGAAAAACAUUUACUUUGUUCUGUUCGACAGUGAGAGCAUCGGCAUUUACCUCCAGGAAAUGGCCAAGCUGGACACCAAGUGAGGGUUGCAGGUGUGGGGUGGGCGGGGGGGGGCUUGUUUUUCUAACUGUUGCUCAUGUUGUGAGUAGGGUUGGGCACCGAUUGGGUUUUAUGUGGUUCUGGUGCCAAAGCGGUUCUUUGGUUUCGGUUUCUAAUAGGUGCCCUUUUCGGUACUUCAGUGAUAAAAAUGAUGCCAACAUCUUUCAAAGUCAACACAUUUUCAUUCCCAAAUCACGUUUGAUUUAAGACCGUCAUGUCAAACAAUGACGUUUUGGGUGUCCUCAGUUUUUCAACGUGCCGGCUGUUCCCAUUAAAUCAGAGCUCCACAACCUCCGAGCCACAAACCUGCGGCCCGCCACUCUCUCACCGCACAGCGAAUUCGCUGCUCGCCACCUGUCAUGUGAUCCUGAGCUAAUCUCGGGGUUACCGUGGUUUUAACCUCGCUCCGCUGUUUCUGCGACUGUUACUGAGUUUGAAGGCUGUCCUGCAUUAAUCCGGGGAAAAAGGGGACCUUUUUGUUUUUUAUUGUCUCCACGAAAACAAGUAAAAUAUCACAGUGAGGAGAACCGAGCUGGCUGCCCGCUCCCCGGGGUCCCUGCCACAGUCCGGGAGUCUGUCUGGCUGCAGCCAGAGAACCGUCGCACUGUGACAGGACGCUCGUAUUGGGUUAGUAUUUUAGGGUCACUGAAAACAUCACGUGCUUAAAGCCGAGUUCCUGAUUGGCUGAUGCGACGCAGUGACCUGUCAAACUUCAGCAUCUGCUGUGAAAUUAUGGAGAGAAAAUCGACUCACUCCGAUUUGCGGAUGCUCAAUUCAUGAUUGGUGCAUAAAUUAGAAUUUGUGCGUGCAUAUUCUUGAUUUGUGCAUGCAUAAUUUAGGAUUUGUGCAUAACUUUUAAUUAAGUUUAAAACGGCUGUUAAGAAAACUCUGAUGAACGAGCAUUCUAGUAGUAUGUAAACGCAUCACUUACAGACGAAUCUCCGAGACGUGAAAUAAGUCUCACUAUAGAUUUGUGUGUAACUGAGGUUUUGUGUGAGUAAGAGGUGAUCUGUGUGUCAUUUUUUUUAAAGAUUUGCAUGUGUAAUUAGUUUCAAGCUGUUGUAAUUUUAAUUUGUGCAUGUGUAAAUGUUUUUUUUUUAUUUUGUAAUUUUUUUUUUUUUACUUUUGCACAAAACGUAAUAUAUGAGUUACAAAUCAAGAAUGCUCGCACAAAUCCUAAUUUACGCACAAAUCAAGAAUUACGCUCAUACAAAUCGGAGUCUAUUUUCUCUCCACAUAAAUGCAGCCAGACAUUCAAACGCUGGGCGGCGUGCGCUCGUCAGCGGUCUUGUAUGAGCCCGCCCACUAUCGCAGGGAAGGCAGGGAUUGGCCAGAACUUCAACGACUGAAGAGAGUAGGAGUGAUUGACAUCUCCACGACCAACAGACUUUCACUCACACUUGGCACUGAAAUGCGGCGCCGUUUGCAGCAGCUGCUUUCGGUUCCGGUAGAACAGCGUAAAUCCUAACGGUUCCUACUUGGAACCGAACUUCGGUGCCCAACCCUA
Oryzias melastigma (Indian medaka) is the source of this 3039-nucleotide messenger RNA. Its product is annotated as core histone macro-H2A.2. Gene Ontology annotation, molecular function: DNA binding; structural constituent of chromatin; protein heterodimerization activity. Lineage: Eukaryota; Metazoa; Chordata; Actinopteri; Beloniformes; Adrianichthyidae. The record is from RefSeq and is a predicted model, not a curated record. Gene Ontology annotation, cellular component: nucleosome. Gene Ontology annotation, biological process: nucleosome assembly.